Molecule: messenger RNA, 2440 nt
Organism: Nicrophorus vespilloides
Lineage: Eukaryota; Metazoa; Arthropoda; Insecta; Coleoptera; Silphidae
Product: late secretory pathway protein AVL9 homolog
Exons: 8
Coding region: 154-2067 (637 amino acids)
Cellular component (GO): cytoplasm
Source: RefSeq, a predicted model, not a curated record
CCAGUGUAAAUAAAUAUGGCGACUGAUAGUGGUUGUAGUAUGAGUGCGGUGAUUAGACUUCUCUAAUAAUCUGUGUAAAUUCGAUAUUGAACGCAACUAAAUGAGUUGCAAGUGAUUCACUGUGUUUUCCGCUGUACAAAACGCUCUUAAAACAUGGACGAGGAGCAAGGACCUAUCUGUUACGUCGUCGUAGUCGGUUUCCACCACAAGAAGGGCUGUCAAGUUGAAUACUCAUAUCCACCUUUGGUACCCAAUUGCCCUAAUGAGUGCCCACCAGGAUGGAAGUAUCUACCCACCUUGGCACUGCCAGACGGUUCACACAAUUAUGAUGAAGACACUGUCUUCUUCCAUCUGCCCAGUUUGACGAAACCCCGUAAAACCAUCUAUGGCAUAUCUUGCUUUCGACAAAUACCAGUUGAGAAAAUCAAGAACUUAACAUCUGAUAUUACCAGAGGAACAGUGCAAAAGUCAGUAUGUGUUUUAAGUACUGUUCCACUGUAUGGACAUAUUCAAGUAAAAAUGGCUCUCAUAACUCAUGCAUACUUUGAUGAAGGAGAUUUCAGUAAAGUUUCUUUACUGCAGGAUACGUACCACCAUUUGAAUUCUGUUUUAUUACAAAAUGAGUCACCUUCUCAGGCGUUUGUAGGUUUAUCAACUAGAGAUCUUAUUCUGCAAUGGAGACACAAAGCUGUGCUGCUGUUCAAACUGCUUCUAUUGGAGAAACGUGUGAUCUUUUAUAAAUCGCCGGUGCAUCCUUUGUGUUCGAUGGUCUUGUCUUUACUUUCUCUGCAUCCAGGGAUGAUUGAGAGAGGACUGGACGAGUCAGCUUGCAUUAGAUUGUCGAGGCCAAUGUCGCCAAUGCCGAAUUUCUCGGAUGACGAUGGAACGCCAGAAACUAGUCCUAGGCAUAAACCUGUGGAAGUGGGCAGGCCAGAACAACCAGCAGAGGUAAAGCAGAAAGAUGCAAUUAUUGAUAACGAUGAGAUCGGUAUAGAGCAGCUCACAGAAUCCAUCACCAUCCCGAAUCCGGAUGGUAAAAACGAAGAGAAAUCGUCCUCUUUGAGGAGAGAUGUAAGCACUGACGGGAUCACAGAGCAAAUGAACAAUAAUUUCGCAUUCUUAGCCCAAAUUAAGCCGGAAACGUGCGGCCUACCACUGAAUAUUUACAAGCAAGGCAAUCUUUGUCUGCCUUAUCUCUCUUUACCAUACAUGGACCUCCUGAGCGACGUUAAUGUGAGAGGUUACGUCGCCGGAGCCACGAACGUGCUCUUCAAGCAGAAGAGACAAUUGUAUGAUAUUCUAGUUGACAUUGAGGCUGGUCGGAUCGAGUGUCAAGAUUUGGAAUUGCGUAAGCAGCUGCAUCUUACCACCGAAGACCUUAGGUUCGCCGAUUAUAUUGUGAAGCAUGUUAGCGAGGAGAAGCACGAUGUGUUCUUGGAUGGUGUUGGAUGGGAGGGCGGCGACGAAUGGAUCAGAGCUCAGUUCAAGAUUUACUUACUUUGCCUCCUCAGGACAUCAUUACUUUCAGAUGGUAGUAGAGAGUUGGAUCAUUUCAAUUCAACAUUUGUGCAAACUUGGAAGGACACCCACAACUAUAAGAUGUGGAAUAGCGCAGAGGCUUGCGGUAUUUUGGAAGUCAAUCCAGGCCACCCCUUUGCCGGACAACUAUCGGUUUCGGAUAUGAAGCUAAGGCUAUCGCAUACAAUGCAUAACACUGAGAGUGGAAGGAAAAUAAACCAAGCCAUGGUGUCGACUGGUCGAGCCGUGGCGACAACGAGUAAAGCAGUCGGCGGUGCAAUAUCCCAUGCGAAAGGAGCUUUCUCUAGCUGGUUCAGCAACUUAUUGGUGAGCCCUGAUCCCGGCCAAAAGCUGGACGAAAAGGUGAAGGAAGAGGAGGAUGAGGCGGAAGAUGAGACGAGCACUAAAGAGAGCGAGGAAGCCAUGAACGAGAAGAACGACGUUAACAACAUCAAGAAGGACAAGGAUCUGAUGAACGGUUUCAUAAUUCAGCAGGACAAAACCGACACGUUUGCAGUGAAGAAGAGUCCCGAGAUCAAGAUCGUCUAAGCUCGUCAAUUACAUUUGUAUCCUUUUCCUUUCCCCUCGAUUAAUGGCACAAUCAAUAAUGUAUAGUAACUUUUUAUGAACCCGGUCGUUCGAAGACGCGAGUUUUUUUUUAGUCAGUUUCAGCAAAGCAGUUUACAUUCCCCGAUUGUAUAUAUAUUUAACAUGCGAAUGGAGUGACGUUAUUUAUUAAGUCUAUUAGCAACCACGUUCGUACAAUAUGAUUUUGUGAUUACAUUGCUAUUAUUGUAUAGAGUUUUAGCAAGUUGCGUUAUAGUUUCCUUAUUAACAGGGUAAAUAAACUUGCCUCCCUAAAAAAGGGAUCGUUAAAGCAAUGCUCAUUAUUAAGUAAAGAAAAAAAAAGAGAAGGCUUUAU